Molecule: messenger RNA, 1746 nt
Organism: Ceratosolen solmsi marchali
Lineage: Eukaryota; Metazoa; Arthropoda; Insecta; Hymenoptera; Agaonidae
Gene: VhaSFD
Product: V-type proton ATPase subunit VhaSFD
Exons: 8
Coding region: 199-1653 (484 amino acids)
Biological process (GO): proton transmembrane transport
Cellular component (GO): lysosomal membrane; vacuolar proton-transporting V-type ATPase, V1 domain
Molecular function (GO): proton-transporting ATPase activity, rotational mechanism; protein binding
Source: RefSeq, a predicted model, not a curated record
AAUAACUUCAUAUCAGCAUGACGUCAUUAAUAAGCAAUAUGUGACUAUCUUCAGGUUAUUGCAAUCUCGUGACUUGUUAUUGAACAUAAAAUAAUGAAUAAAAUCAGUUUCUAUAAACGAUUUACCGACACUAUAUAAAUUGCAAGUAAUUUAAUACGUACAAAGGUGGUACCUUAUUUUAAAGUAAUUAAUAUAGCCAUGGCCGAUCGUACAAAUAUUAAAGAAAUGAUUCCAGCACUUCCAGACGAAAAUAUUGAUAUGCUUGCUGCAACUAGUAUUUUACAACAACAAGCUGCUGACAUUAGAAGUCAACGCAUUAAUUGGCAAUCUUAUCUUCAGUCUCAAAUGAUAUCUAAGGAAGAUUAUGAUUUUAUUAUUGCUUUUGAUACUAAUGAUUCUAGUACAAGAGAAGCUAAACUGAAAGAAAAUCCUGGACAAGCGGCUAAAACUUUUCUUAAUUUAUUAGGUCAUGUUUCAAAAGAUCAAACUAUUCAAUAUAUACUUACUAUGAUUGAUGACAUGCUGCAGGAAAAUCGUAGUCGUGUCGAGAUUUUUCGUGAACAUUCAACACGAAAGAGAGAGUCAGUAUGGGGUCCUUUCUUGAAUCUAUUAAAUAGACAAGAUGGUUUUAUCAUGAAUAUGACUUCUAGAAUAAUUGCUAAAUUAGCAUGUUGGAGCCAUGAUCUUAUGGAAAAAACUGAUCUUCAAUUUUAUCUUACUUGGCUAAAAGAUCAACUUAAGUUAAGCAAUAAUGAAUAUAUUCAAUCAGUUGCAAGGUGUCUGCAAAUGAUGCUUCGCAUUGAUGAAUAUCGUUUUGCUUUUGUCUCAGUUGAUGGAAUAUCAACUCUCUUAAGUGUUUUAUCUGGCAGAGUAAAUUUUCAAGUUCAAUAUCAAUUAAUAUUUUGCUUAUGGGUGCUUACUUUUAAUCCUCUGCUUGCUGAAAAAAUGAAUAAAUUUAAUGUCAUUCCUAUUCUAGCUGAUAUAUUGAGUGACUCAGUAAAAGAAAAGGUAACAAGAAUUAUUCUUGCAGUAUUUCGAAAUUUGAUUGAGAAAGUUGAAGAUUCACAGGUUGCAAAGGAACACUGCAUUGCUAUGGUUCAAUGUAAAGUUUUAAAACAGCUAUCGAUUCUGAGUCAACGAAAAUUUGAUGACGAAGAUUUAACUGAUGAUAUUGAAUUUUUAAACGAUAAGUUACAAGCAUCCGUUCAAGAUUUGAGUUCUUUUGAUGAGUAUGCAACAGAAGUAAAAUCUGGCCGUCUUGAGUGGUCACCUGUACAUAAGUCUGGAAAAUUCUGGCGAGAAAAUUCAAGUCGGUUGAACGAAAAAAAUUAUGAACUUCUUCGAAUUUUAGUUCAUUUGUUAGAAACUAGUAAGGAUCCUUUGGUUUUAAGCGUUGCGUGUUUUGAUGUUGGGGAAUAUGUACGACAUUAUCCAAGAGGAAAACACAUUAUCGAACAAUUAGGAGGUAAGCAAAGAGUGAUGCAGUUAUUGAGUCAUGAAGAUCCUAAUGUCAGAUAUGAAGCUCUUUUGGCUGUUCAAAAAUUAAUGGUGCAUAACUGGGAGUACCUAGGGAAGCAACUAGAAAAAGAACAAACCGGUACAAGUGGAGCAUCUGGAACUAAACCCGGAACUCAAGUGCCUGCAAAGGCUUAAAUAUUCAAACAGAUAUGACCUGAACAAUUGGUCUUAUUUCAUAUUAAGUAUAAUGUUGAACAUGAAUUAAUAUAUCUGAUAACCACGUUUUAA